This is a messenger RNA of Symbiodinium natans, 1437 nucleotides long. Lineage: Eukaryota; Dinophyceae; Suessiales; Symbiodiniaceae. The record is from the annotation of a GenBank genome assembly.
AUGACUUUGGCGCGGAAUCUCGUGGCGAAUGGGAGUCCUGGCAGCGUCUGCCUGACUGAGCAGGACAGUGGCGGCGCCAUGGAGUGGCUUCAAGACAAUCUGAUGCAGAAUGUGUCUUCCGGUGUUCCACUUUCUGCGGUCAAGUUGCAGGAAUUGGACUGGAGCAACUUCAAGGACGGCGCUUCAAGACCAGCCUUGCCGCAGCCACCUGUAGAAGAGAAAGGUCAAGCACAAUGGGAUCUCCUGAUUGGCUCUGAUCUGAUCUACUCGCAGGCAGGCGUGGAACUGCUUCCGCGAGUACUGAAAGAGUUUGCCAGGCAGUGGCCCUCAAUCACGAUGCUUUAUUGUCACACGUUGCAUCGCUUUGAUGACUUCGACCUGGAGUUCUGCCGUGAACUACGCAGCCAAGGCCUUAGCUACAACGUGGUGGCCGCAGCUGGAGCUGACAGGAAAGAAGAUGCUGGAGACGAACUAGAUCCUUUGGCGGACGAUUGCGCCGGCUUCCUGGAGGAGCUCUUUCCAGAGAAGCGCAUCGUCGUUUUUCACGUGCUGCCAAACCAGCACGCAGGUGCCUGCUUGAAGUGGUCCAGCAGUCUGGCCAGGACCUUUUCAGAAGCAGCCGAGCCUGAAGAAGCGGCUCCACAACCGUCGCAAAGCCGAAGCGAUGACAGCUGUGACAUCGUCAAGGUCGGUCGCAUAUGCAUCUUUCUGCCGGUUGAGGGAGCUGACAGAAGAGAGCUUCCAAGUGCACACAGCGCAGUGGUCAUCAGGCUUCAAUCGCUGGGACCAUUUGGAUCUGGACAGCACCCUACCACAGCCUUGGUCUUGAAAGCAAUGCAGGAGCUUGAUUGGGGCAGCAUCGACAAAGUUUGCGACUAUGGUUGUGGAAGUGGGGUUCUCGGUCUGUCUGCCAUUGCGCUGGGUGCAAGGCAGUGCCUGGGAGUGGACAACGUGCCCGAAGCCUUGACGGCAGCAUACUGCAACCUCCAGGCGAAUCUGUCAGGUGGCUCAGGGCUGGACUCGGAGUCGCGCUUUCAACUACACUUGCCACCGGGAGAGAUGUUGGACAAGGACUUGGACUUCUACACUCGACAUGGCGACUGGAGGCACUCGACAACUUUGCAUGGUUGGACGCCCAUGCCAGUGACUGAGGGGCACUUCGACCUGGUUGUGGCAAACAUUGUCGUCGGUCCGCUGUGCCACUCCGCCUCCAUGAUAAGAAAGCUGCUCCGCACGAGUGGCCAGGUCCUCUUGGCUGGAAUGAGAGAGUUCCAGGUCAAACAAAUCGACGAGGCCUAUGGUCAGCACUUUAGCUUGGAGGUCACUGACACGUUGGAUGGUUGGGCGCUGGUACGUGGUCGGCUGCGAAGCUCAAGUCCCGAGGAGCACAGGAAUCCUGCUCAACUGAUGGCUGCAGAGCAAAAGGCAUCUGGCUAG